AUGAAGUACACAUCUGCCAUUGUCCUGGCUGCUGCCAGCCAGGCCGCUGCUGGAGCCAUUUCCCACGGCCACGUCCGCGGCAAGGUUCACAACCACGCGUUGCGCCACGCCGAGAUCAAGGCUGAUGAGCACCUCGGCAAGCGUGACAUCCUCUCCGAUGCCAGCGGUUUCAUCGCCGGCCUGGGCGCCAAACUCGGCAUCAACAGCCAGGCCCCGACCUCCAACGCGUGGCUCGGCAGCGAAGGCCCCUACACCAACGAAUUCACCAAUGACUCGGGCGAAGACCUCGUCCUCUUCUGCUGGGGCCCCGCUGGCUCCUGGGUCAACGCCGUGCAGCCACUGAUAUCGCACCCGCUGGCCGCAGGCGAGUCUGUGACUGUGUCAUACGCUGAGGGCGCAUCCGGCGGCUGCAGUGGCGUCUACCCUGACACCAAGAUGGUCAACGGCCAAAUCUUCAACACCUGGUUGGAGUACACCUUCGCCGGUAUCUACAGCACCUAUGAUGUGAGCCGCGAAGUCAACAUGAACGGCCGCGGCAUCAGCACCGUCGGCCCCUCUUGCACCACCGACAUGGAUACAUGCGUCUUCAAGUGCAGCGACGCCAACGCCUCGAGCUGCUGGUUCGGCUACGAACUCUUCAACUGCCACUCCGGCAACGGUGGCGGAUCUGGCUUCGACCCGUCCACCGGUGGCGCUAGCGGUGGUUGCAACGGCCUCAACGGCGGCAGUGGCGCGUUGAAGACGUCGCUGCAAUAG
Messenger RNA from Cyphellophora europaea CBS 101466, 756 nucleotides. RefSeq lists its product as uncharacterized. The record is from RefSeq and is a predicted model, not a curated record. The coding region runs from base 1 to 756 and encodes 251 amino acids. The transcript has 2 exons. Lineage: Eukaryota; Fungi; Ascomycota; Eurotiomycetes; Chaetothyriales; Cyphellophoraceae.